AUGAUAAGUUUACACUAUUUUACUGAUAACAAGAUCAGUGGUGCAGGCAUAGACAUCCGAACUGGUAGAAAGUGGUCAGUAAGCCAUGAAGUUGAAAGGGCUGAAAGUAGUCUCAAACACCAAGACAUUGUUGGCUCUACGAACAGAGGAAGAGAAGGUCUAGGUACAAGAAGCCAUCAAAGUUGGGCGGACGCUAACCUUCAAGAGAGAAGAUCUAUGGUACAGUCAGAGAUUAGACGGUCUGAGGAGCAAGAAAGGUCAGCAAAGGCAGUUCAGUUUGGUAGUCAAGGCAACUGGACAAAAUGGACAGUACCAGAGAGGAAACUCACUUGGAACGAGUUGUGGACUUACGAACCACUCCAGCUAAGCUUUCUCCUACGUUCAGUAUAUGACAUGCUCCCAACACCAACAAAUUUGUACCAGUGGAAGCUGACAGAAGACCAAACCUGUCCACUUUGUGAGAAGAAAGGGUCGUUGCGCCAUAUUCUAUCAGGCUGCCCUACCGCUUUGUCUCAGGGGCGGUACAGAUUGCGGCAUGACAAGGUCCUCGGCGAAUUGGCACAUGUCCUUGAAAAGGAAAGAAGGAAAGUUAAACCUCUGAUUCCAAAAAGCCAUUUAAUCAACUUUGUUAGAGAAGGAGAGAAGAAACCUGUGUCCACAGUAGAGAGAGGUAUCUUGCAGAACUCUAAAAGCUGGGACCUGCGGGCAGAUCUAGGAAAGAAGUUACAAUUUCCUGAAGAAAUCGCCCACACAACUCUCAGACCUGACAUCGUUAUUUGGUCCAGAAAUCCAAAGACAGUAAUUAUGGUGGAGUUAACAGUGCCUUGGGAAGAGAGAGUUGAAGAGUCGAAUGAGUUAAAGAGGGAAAAGUACGAAGAGCUAGCCAACACAUGCAGAGGGAACGGUUGGAAAACAUGGGUCUUCCCUGUAGAAGUAGGAUGCCGCGGCUUCCCAUCCAGUUCAGUGUGGAGAAUGCUUGGGGCAUUGGGCAUCAAAGGAGCAACAAGGAAGACAUCAGUCCAUGUCCUCAGCAAAGCUGCUGAGAGAGCCUCAUGUUGGCUUUGGCUACAGCGUAGCAAUACAUGCUGGAAGCCAACACAGACGGGGUAG
Mercenaria mercenaria is the source of this 1110-nucleotide messenger RNA. RefSeq lists its product as uncharacterized. The transcript has a single exon. Lineage: Eukaryota; Metazoa; Mollusca; Bivalvia; Venerida; Veneridae. The record is from RefSeq and is a predicted model, not a curated record. The coding region runs from base 1 to 1110 and encodes 369 amino acids.